AUGUACUUAAAUCUCAAUCUUAGUGUUGAUGAUGUGAGGGGUCAAGGUUAUGAUAUUGGUUCUAACUCGAAAGGAAAACACCAAGGGGUACAAAAUCGAUUACUUGAAGUUAAUCCAAAAGCGUUAUAUAUGCCAUGUGCUUGUCAUAGCCUUAAUCUUACUCUUAGUGAUAUGGCUCAUUCUUGUGUUAAAGCUGUUUCAUUUUUUGGAAUUGUUCAACGCAUAUACACAUUAUUUGCUAGUUCUACAAAAAGGUGUAAGGUGUUACUUGAUAAUGUGUCAAACUUAACUAUAAAAUCUUUGUGCAACACAGGUGACUUUGCCAAACAAAUCAAUGACGCAGUCGAAAUUCUUGAGUUUGUCAAAGUUGUAGAUUGUUACCCUAAUGUAUCGGUUGCUUAUCGAAUUAUGUUGACAGUACAUGUGACUGUAGCAUCUGCAGAAAGGAGUUUUUCAAAAUUGAAGUUAUUGAAGACGUACUUGAGGUUAUCAAUGUCACAAGAAAGGUUGAAUGGAUUGGCAAUAUUGUGCAUUGAAAAAGACAUGCUUGAUAAUAUUGAUUUAGAUGUUAUUAUUGAUGAUUUUGCAUCCAAAAAUGCUCGAAGAAGUUGUUUUGUAUGA
Messenger RNA from Cynara cardunculus var. scolymus (artichoke), 621 nucleotides. RefSeq lists its product as uncharacterized. NCBI's taxonomy places the organism in Eukaryota, Viridiplantae, Streptophyta, Magnoliopsida, Asterales, Asteraceae. Gene Ontology annotation, molecular function: protein dimerization activity. The record is from RefSeq and is a predicted model, not a curated record. Bases 1 to 621 code for a protein of 206 amino acids. The transcript is spliced from 2 exons.